AUGGGAAAAGAAGAUGGGGAGAGUUCGAAUAACGAUAUGGGAAUUGGAUCGACACACUAUUUCCAAUGCCCCUUGUUGACGACAACAAACUAUACAAUAUGGUUGAUAAGAAUGAAGAUCAUUUUACAAGCAAAUGGUCUACGGAAAAUGGUCGAGUCCGAUAGAAGUACGGCUGAUGAAAAGCGAGACAAGACCGCGAUUGGGUAUCUAUUUCAAGGAUUACCCAAAGAUAUGAUAUUGCAAGUAGCAAGUUGCACAAAUGCAAAAGAAGUUUGGGAUACAUUAAAGACUCGAAAUGUUGGAGUAGAUCGAGUACAAAAGGCGAAACUACAAACUCUCAAAUCCGAAUUUGAGAUGUUACAAAUGGAGGAAGAUGAAACCAUUGAUUCAUUUACCGCGAAAAUGACAAGUCUCACAUCACAAAUGACAAGUCUUGGAUCAACCCUUGAUGAUGCAACUCGUGUGCGGCACCUGUUAAAUUCUGUACCAGAGAGGUUCAUUCAAAUUGUGGCGUCAAUUGAGCAAUACUCGGAUCUAGAUAAAUUAACUUUGGACGAAGCCAUUGGAAGAUUAAAGACCUUUGAAGAAAGGAUAAAGAUUAAGCAAGGAAAGAUCUUUGAUCAUCAAGAUAAACUAUUAUUUACAAGACAUGACAACAAUGGUCAAAGACAUAGCUAUGAUAAAAAAAAGAAGAGGAAGAUAUGUUCCACCAAAUAA
Erigeron canadensis is the source of this 717-nucleotide messenger RNA. RefSeq lists its product as uncharacterized. NCBI's taxonomy places the organism in Eukaryota, Viridiplantae, Streptophyta, Magnoliopsida, Asterales, Asteraceae. Bases 1 to 717 code for a protein of 238 amino acids. The transcript has a single exon. The record is from RefSeq and is a predicted model, not a curated record.